UCUGUAGUAUAAUGAAAGAAGCACAUUUUCUGAAAAUUAGAUCGGGAAAAAUUAUGAAUUAAAGUUUAUAUUGAGACGAGGAAAACAGUUCAUAGCUUUAUGAAAACUGCCUGUCAAUUUUUUUUACCUUGAUGAUGCAAGGUUAACAGUAAACAUGUGCAGCAGUUAUUGAUACACAUAUAUAUUUGUUUGAGUUCCAACCUUUUCUUACUGUUGUUGACCAGGUGGGUUAUAUCCUAACUACAUAAUGCCUAUCCCACUUGAAACUCAAAAGAAAAGGCAGGAGUUGAAAAGGGACCUUUAUAAACUUCUGGUGGAAUACUCAGAUGGGAUCUUAAAAGUUAAUGUCUGGCCACUUCUUAUGUCAAAGACAACACUAAGAUUGAGUAAUUCUGAAUUCAGAGUGGGGUCUAUGCAUGCUAUUUUUGGACUAUUUGAGGAUAUGGUACAUGAAGAGAAAAGAGAUGGUAAAACAUAUAUCUGUUUAAAUCACCAUUUUUCCUUUGAGUCCAAUAAUGAGGUACAACAGAGAUUAAUGAGGUCCAUGCCACCAAGUACUGCUGGUCCAGUAUCCUCUCAAGUCUAUGUAGCUACUCCUGUACAUGUACAGCCUUUGAUGAGUAUGCCAACAAGUAGACUAAGUAAUGAUUCAUAUAUACCAUUUGGGAGCCCAGCUCAGCAAGCACCACAGAUGGCAUCCAAUCCUUAUUUAGCUCAUCAAAUUGGAAAUGUGGGUCCAAGGAUGGCUGGAUUUAGAACAUCAGGUCCAAUACCUUCUCUUCUUCCACCUCCUAUAGUCCAGCAUCCUGGACCAGAGAUAAAUAGGGUUGAACAAAAUGUGGCUAGAUGGGGAGACUGCUCUGAACCUGGAAACGACUCAGAUUCAGACGAUUCAGAAGAAGAAAAUCUAAAUAGACCAAACACUAUUUCCAAUAAUUUGAUAAAGAUGAGAAUAGUUGAUAUACUAACAAAGACUGGACCAUUGAAACAAAAGCAAUUACGUGAGCAAUAUAGGAAUAAGUAUAGUGCAUCAUUUGUUCAACAUGCUGGUUAUGGAAUUGGUCAGGUAGGACAGAAGUUUCCUGAUGCCAUUGAAAAAUUUAUACCAACACCAGGUGGCAGGAAAAAAAAGUUUCGAGUGAAACCAAAAUUUCAGGAAGGGUAUUUGAAACGUAAAUGUCCAGUUCAGACUUGGAACCAGUUGAUUAAGCAAGAAGAAGAGAUGGACUCUACCACAGAUUUACCACAGAAACCAGUUAUUGACUUAACAGGUGAGAGUGUUAUUGAUUUAACUGCUGAUACCCCAAACUUCCUUUCUCUGAGCACUUUCAAAGACGCAGCUGGACCAUCCACAAUCUGUACAAUAAAUCAAAGAGGACAAAAGGGCCGAAACAGAUCGUUAGAAAGACAGGGCAGAGACAGAUCACUAUCCAACAGUAGAGGACAAGACCACUCUAUGGAAGGUUACAUUCAGCCUAGUCAAGGUCAUUUACAACCAACAAUUGAUGCUCCAGCAUCGUAUGAGUCUUUACAUGCAAACGCAAGACCAAUUAAUAAAAAGAGGUUUGAAGAAAAAGAAUUAAAUGUAGCACCAAUGAGAAGGAUGAAUAGAUAUCAAAGACCUACAACAGAGCAAGUUGAAAACUGUGCCCAAGAAUGUAUAGAAAUUAUAGCAGAAUCUAAUAGCUAUGUAUCACAGGAGAGAAUUGAAAAACUACUUUUGCAGAGAUUUCAUGUGAGAAACUUAAUGGAAAUAGGGCCUCGUUUUAUUGACCAAAUUGGGUGUGUACAUGAACAUAAUAGAAUAAUGGCAAAGAUCAAUGCUUAUGUUCAGGCCUUUCUCAAGGUCAGAACAAUUUGUACACUUCAUGAACUUAAAGAUUGCUUGAAAGAAUAUGCACCAGGUAAAUCUGAUUUCAACAAGUUGAAUUUGGGGCCGUUACAAAGACUACCAAUUAUAUAUCAGAUGUUCAAAUUUCCAACUGAUAUAGAAGAAAUCCCUGAGAUUACAACCUUAGAUGUUCUGGAGCAUUUAAGGAAUUAUUUAACUAAGAAACAGAAAUGGACUGACAGAAUUGAUCUACAAGAUUUCAUGGAAUAUCUUGUGGACCAGUAUGACGCUGAGGAUGCUUUCCAACUUGGUGUUAGAAUUAGAAGUCUUGUAUUAGGUGUACAGGUUCUGAAGACAGCACAGAGACACACUGGUCAGACAAGAAGAAUGGUUACUGAAGGAUUCAAAGAUCAAUUACAGAAGGACAUUGAGUCAGUUUUACAGAAAUUUAGAAUGACAGUCAUGCACACUACAACUGACGGUACAUGGGAAGUUAGAAACCAUUACAUGAAACUUUCUCCGGAAAUGGCCAUUAAAGAAAUAUUUCAGAAGUUUCACCUUAUAAUGUCAAUUGAUGAACCUUCAACAGAUUCAACAAAACCAGACAAAAAAUCAAAACAAGAGAGAAAACGUCAGCAGAAGAUAAAAACUGCAAUAACUACUUUUCUUGAUACUGUGAAAGAUGAUGUGAUGGCCAGAACUUUGUUUCAUCUGGCUAUUUGUGUCAGCAAUUCUGUACUUGAGGAGUCCGCCUUGGAAAUAUUGGCACCAAAUGAUGAAGAAAGUGUGGUGGAAAUAGUGGCAGAGGAGGAGAGAAUUAAACCACCUAAAGCUACUGUUCUAAACUUACUUAAGAAGUAUCUUGACCGCUGUCUUCAACAUGGAACUUUGAAUCUAUCAUUACUUGACAAGAUUGAAGAAAAGAUCACAGAGGAGUGUAACUUUCCCUCCUUUGUUGAAAUAGGUUAUGGAAGAUUUCUACACUUUACCUUACAGGAGGCUAAAGGGGUACUAGAGGAGAUUGGAGGGACAUCAGUAGGUUCAGGGACAGGUAGCAGUGAUACAGAUAGUGGUUACAAACCUUCUCAUACAGAUGUACUCAGCUUUAUCCAUCAAUGUAUACAAUGUGGAAAGGACUUGGAAGAAGAUAUAAAUGCAGCUUUAUGUAAUCAGUUCAAUGUAAAGGAGACCAAACAUUUAGGCUAUGGGAAGAUAACCAAUCUGAUGACAGCAUCAAAGAAACCAGGUCAACAUCAAUAUCAAGAACACUCAUUGGUGUUUGAAGUUGCCAUGGGAACUGAUGUCAGGAAAAGUCAGAUAACAAAGAUAGGAAUGUUAGGCCAUCAAACCAGAGAAGCUGCCCUUGCCUGCCUACAUAAUUGCCCACUAUUAGGAGAUAUGGAGAUAUGGAGUCACUGGUCUCUUGUGUUUGAACCAGAACUGGGCAAACUGAAAGAUUUCAUUCAGAAAUAUGGAGGAACAAAUACUCUUCCUGUUGAUGGUGGUAAAAAAUUAUUUACAUACCAUAUUGCUGCCUUGGAAACAACACCAGGAGUUUUACUGAAGUUGACCAGCCAAACUUCCACAGAAUUGUUUGAGGAGGCCCUGAUGCAAAAGAACCCCAGAAAUGUGUGUGGACAAUUGAUGUCUCUAAUUGUGGCAAAUAAAGGGAUGAAGAAUUCUCCGCUGGCUCUCAUAGCAAAUCAGAUGAAAUCUCAGUUGUUUACCAUGCAUGCUAACGAUACUGAUGACAGUCUACCUGGAGCACCACCAUCAGACAACCGUACAGAUGCAGCUGUUCAGUUUGUCCUGGCAUGUCUGGUUAAUUUACCUGUUAAAACUUGUGUCUCAUUAGCUAAUCAGAUAUUUUUGGAGCCAUUAGGCCAGGUGGUUGGAUCAUCUAAAUCCAAGUCUUUAUUGUUAUCUGCAUGUCAGACAGCAGACGACACUAACAGACUACAGGAACUAGGAUGUAUGUUAGGGGUAGGAGAAUGGACGAGUCAGAUACAACAGAAAUGUCAGAUAAAGAUAACAGAUGUAGAAAUUAUACCAGAGGAGGAGGCUGAGAUGAUUGUUCUGGAUGAUAAUGACGGAGAGGAAAGUGAUGAGGACAGUGAUGUAGCAUCAAUAGCUUCCCUGAGUUCCAUUCUAUCUGAUGGUGAAGAUGAUGAUGUUCAGAUAGUUUCAAUGGAAAAAGCAUCAGUUGUUAAGAAAGAAACAAAGCAGGAGAUAAAAGAAAAAGAAGGAUCAGUAGUGGUUGAGUUAUCAACUGGUGACGAGGACACACAAACAGAACCUGAUAUUGAAGAUGCAGAAUUCAAAAUAAUUGAUGAAUUAGAUGAAGAGGACAACAAGACACUUACAUCAGAAACCAAGGAAACAGAAGACGAAAAAGAUAAAACAGCUGCAGCAGAAACAGACGAUUCAGAUAUGGAAAUCAUCACUGAAGAAGAGGCUCAAGCAAAACAAUCAAAUGCCUGUGAGAAAGUUGUAAAUACUAUUCGUAAAGAAGAAUUUGGAAUCGGUAUAGAAUUAAAUGAAGAUGGACAAAGAUUGAAAAGAGUUCAGGAUGAGAGACUUGGUAGAAGUUUAGACCGUUUGUCAAAAGAUUUGUACAGUAAAGAUACUCACUUUGUGUUGGAAUUGAUACAGAAUGCAGAUGACAAUGAUUACCCAGAAUUCUUAGCUAGAAAUGGACAGAUGGCUUCUGUGAAGUUUGUUAUGCAAACAGAUGGAGUGAUUGCCCUUAACAAUGAGAGUGGAUUUGUAGAGAAAAAUAUCCGAGCACUUUGUGAUGUAGGAAGAAGUACAAAAGGAAAACACAAAUUUGGAUAUAUUGGUCAAAAAGGCAUAGGGUUCAAGUCAGUGUUCCGUGUGACAGAUAAACCAGAGGUGCAUUCUAAUGGCUACCAUAUCUGUUUUGAUGUACAGAGUGGACCAAUGGGGUACAUUCUACCACACUGGGUAGAUGAUAAAUGGGAAACAAGUGAAAGUUGGACAACAAAGAUAGUCCUUCCCUUGAAAGAAGAGAUGAAGAUUCAUAUGAGAUCAUUAGCUGCCAGAUUUAAUGACAUACAUCCAUCUUUACUGCUGUUUUUACACAGAUUGAGAGAAAUAACUAUUGAUAACAAGGUAGAAAAUUCGUCCCAGGUGAUGAGGAGAAAUGAUCUAGGUAAUGGUGUGGUAGAAAUAAAACACAACGAUGGAACAGACCGAUGGCUGGUCGUCAAGAAAAUGUUGGAUGCUUCAAAAAUAUCUCUCCAGGCAAAAUCUGGAGUUGAAGUGGAAUCUACAGAGAUAGCUUUGGCGUUCCCUCUGUUAGACCAGUCCAUUUUAAGUAAGGUUAUGCCCCCUAAACAGCCUGUUUUUGCUUUCCUGCCUCUAAGAAGCUAUGGAUUCAGAUUCAUAAUUCAAGCUGAUUUUGAUGUUCCAUCUAGUAGAGAGGAUGUGGAUAGAGACAGUGCAUGGAAUCAGUGGAUUAGAAAUGAAAUCCAUAAACUCUUCUUAGAAGCUCUUGAAGUUUUCAAGAGUCAUAAAGAGUUUACUGGAAUGAAGGCCCUGAUCAACUUUCUACAGUUUGUCCCAGUAGAAGAUGAGAUCCUUGAUUUCUUCAGACCAGUUUCAACACAAAUUUUGAAACAGCUAAGGGCUAAACCUUGUCUACCUACACAGCCAAAUAAUAAAGGUGUUGUGUCUUGGAAGUUACCUACACAAGUUGUCACAGUAAAGGAUGCACUCAUCCGUGAAGUCGUCACACCUGAGUUCUUACAGAAACAUUUUGACCUUUUCUACCUCCAUAGAGAAGUUACAGACAUGUUGAACCCAACCUUGAUACAGUGUCUAGGGAUAGAAUCUCUAACCACUAAUCACCUGAUACAGAUUGGAAAGGCUAUAACAAACAUAGGCAAUACUGAAAUAGAUCCCAAUGCCAGGAUAUUUCUAAUAGCCAAAUGGUUAGCCUGUGUGUAUCGUAGCUUGGAUGAAUUCCAUGACAACCAGGAGAUUUACAGUGAGCUAAAGAAGAUGAAGAUGGUACCUCUGGCUUCACAAGUCUAUAUAUCUUUGGAGGAGAAUACAGUCUUCUUUCCUCUAUCGCUGGAAGAGAUCAAAAGAUCCCAGCAACACAAAGAUCCUCUGUCUUAUCUACAAGAAGAUAUGAAUACUAUCCAUCCAUGGUUUCUGUCAGCACCCGACAAUGAAGUCAACUCACAGGUUCAGAAAAUGUUGGCCAAACUGAAUGUCUGUCAGUUAACACCACAUGACGUAAUCAACCAUCAUAUACUUCCUGUUUUAAAGUCAGAUAUGUGGAAGACAAAAAGCAGGGAAACAUUGAUAAGCUACCUUGUCUACAUCAAAGACCAGACAGAUAAGAACAGUUCAUUGGUCAACAUGGAUGAGCUAGCUAAUGUUGCCAUAGUGAUGACCAAUCAGGGUGAAAAAAAUCCUCAAAAGGAUAAUGUUCAUUUCACGCCCGUAUAUGGAAACAAAUAUAACUUGGUACAGACAUUCCCAGGAUAUGACUGGAUCCUGUUAGACAGUGUUUAUAUACAAAACAUGGCCAAUCAAGUUGAAAAACAAAAAUGGCACAAGUUUUUCUCAAGGCUGGGUGUCACUGAUUUCAUCACUGUUAGACCUGUACAAGUAGAGCUGGAUUCUGAAUCAGUGAAAGAAAGUGCUUGGUCCUCUAUAGAACAGUUGUACCCUGAAGACUUUACAGAGGGAUGUGUUAUAGAAGAUUAUAGCUGUGACGAAAUAAGAGAUCUACUGAAAUCUAACAAGUGUCCUCAGAAAUAUGAACUUCAGAUGAAGUCCCUUUGUGAAUACUUGGAUCAGGUCUGGGAUACACAGUUUGUAAGGUACACAAAAACAAAACUAGUCAGAAAGGACAACAAACAAGAGAGGGAUGUUGAAUCCUCCUUCUGUAUCUGGCUGAAAACUUGUGACUGGUUACCUGCCCUAGCAGUGAAGGCAGAAGUUACCAGUAAUGAUAUCAUUAAGUAUACAGAAGAGAUUUGUCGGAUGAAACCAUCAGUAUUGUAUUAUCCAUUUCCAGACAUUGUGAAGUUGUUGUAUUACACAGUGACAUAUGUCGAUGUGAAUUUCAACACUGAUAAAAGUACAUUUGCCAGAUUUCUGGGUUUGAAAUUUGAGGUGUCGUUAGAUGAUUUGAUAAACAGUUUGAAAAAAUGGGGUCAAAGGUCAGAUGGUGAUACCCCAGCAAAGUUUCCAACAUCACAUCAGCACAUAAUCUCAUUUUACAAUCAUCUAAGUGAAAAUCUGACAAAGAAACAGAUUCAAGACCUUUUAGACAAGGAACCAGUUGUUUUUGUUCCAGUAACGACAAGAGGGUAUGAUAAAGGAGAUUUAUUCAAACAAAAAUUUGAUGUGGAUGUUGCUGGUCAGAUGCUUUGCCGACAGGAAGUGUGGUGGGAAGACAAAACCGGUUUAUUCCAGAAAUAUCAGGAAAUUUUGACAGAAAUUCAUGCAGACAUUGGCAACAAGAAGAUACUUUCAAGCUAUGCAAAGUAUUCUGUGUCAUCAGGUCUGAAAGAAUUUUUCAAAACUGGAAGAAUUCAGAUGUGUCCUGAUGUUGAAGAAUAUGCAGAACUAUUGGUUCAUGUCGCCGGUGCACAAAAUCGAGUGGAGGCUGAGACAUUACAGGAUGUGAUGAAAAUAUUGUCAAUGAUUGGAGAACUUAUGUUUAUUGAUGAAAAUGAUCCUGAGAAGGACACGAAGAAACUUGUCUGUGACAGUAAAAAGAAGAAAAUAUUAAAUAUCUUUAAAGGACAGAACAUAAUACCAACCAAAAGAAAAACAUGGACAUCUCUUGAAAAUAAGCCUCUGAUGGCUGAUAGCAAGGAAUAUGAGACAAUAUUUGAGAAUCAUGAGAAAGUUCAUUUUGUUCUGGUGGAGGAAUAUGAGCAGAGAAAGAAGUACUAUCAGACAGAAGGUGGAUCUUACAAGAUAAAUAAAGAAGCAAUGAUGAGCGUAAUCAGAAUGUGUGAGAUUGAAGACCUGAGUGCCAUUGUUGAGGAACAGAUCAUUUUUGACAUGUAUAUACCGUGUCCAAAGCUACAGGCUUACAUGGUACAGUGUGUACCAUUGUUACAGAAGUUCCUGUAUAAUAAUUAUGCCAGUGUCUAUAACUAUGGAAGUAUAUACCAGAAUUUAAUAUCAGCUGGUAUAGUGGAAACAUUGGCCAAGCUUAGAUGUGUUGAGACAAACAAACUGGAAGUGAAAUAUUGGUUUAAACAUGAUCAAGACAUUUAUGCCAUCAGACCAGAAAAUUGCACAUUGAAAAAUGAAGAAUUUAUAUUCCAUAAAGAUGCUGUAGAAUCCUAUGGUGAAAUAAACAAGGUCAUAGCAAGGGUAUUCAGUAACAAUGACAGUGGAUGUUUCAGGGAAUUAAGAAAUUUUCUGACUGAUGUACACAGCUGUAUAUUAGGACAAACACGUGAAACUAUAGACCGAUGUCUGAAUAGGUACAAUGCUAGAUAUAUGCCUGACGGAGAAGUUGUUUGGUCUGUUCCUCCUCCAUUGUUACCAGAACCUGAACCCGAGCCUGAACCAGAACCAGAGCCUGAACAUGUUGCUGAAGUACAUCUGGAAGAAGGCGACAUUAAGGAUAAAGAAUGUGGAGAGCAAAAAGUAAACAAGCGGAAGGAACAAGAUCCUAACCAAAUGAGGGCUUGGCCACCAAUGUCUGACGGGAAAACUCAUCCUCCUAGACCAAAAAUGAACAUGAUGAAUAGAGAGAACAAAGAAUCCAAAGUAUGGCCUCCUCCACGAGCUCCAGAUUAUAUGAAAUCAGUGAAAGACUUACCCUCUGGUGUUAGAGUAAUGGAGGACGUACCAGAAGGAGACCAAACAUCAUCAGAAUUUGGUACUCAGAUUUAUAGGAGACCUGGUGAAGCACAAUAUGGAGAAAGUGAGCAUCAAGAAUAUGAAGGUCAGAUGCCAGUUUCAGCCGUUGGUAGGUCCUCAUUUCUAUUUCAAGAUGGAGAUCAACCUAUACCUUUCCUGGAGGAAAUUACACCAAACAUGGACCAAGAUGGUGGUCAGACUAUACAUCCACAGGGUGAUGGUCAACAUCCUUCAACCUCAUAUCAAGGCAUUGUUCCCCUCGGUGAACAUGCUGGUAGCCAUGGAAACAUGGGAGAUAACCAAAACAAACAACAUCAAGAGGGUGCAUAUUACUCCACCCCUCGAAGAGAUGGAAGUGUUCUAAUACCUGAACAAGAUGGCAGUUCUUUAGGAAAGAGGCGUCGUGCAGAGUCUGGAGGUAGUGAUUCCUCCCAGAACCAACCAUCUGCAAAGAAGCCUGAUCUUAGGCUAGGUAUGCCAGUAUGGGAGCAAGAACUAGGAGAAUAUGAAGAAGAAGAACUAGCGACUAGUACUGGAUUGAAAUUGCCAACUAGUUUGUUGAUGCCCAGUAGUGAAAAGACCUCUGACAUGCCAGAGAUUGGUAGGUUAGGAGAACUUACAGUGUAUCAGUAUUUACUUAAUGAAAUGGACCAGAAUCCUACCGUAACAUUUGUGAACUGGUGCAAUGAAGAUGAGGAGCUGGGUCAACCAUAUGACUUUGAAGUAGGCGUAGUGACUGAAGACCAGGAAUUUACUGUUUACAUUGAAGUUAAAAGUACGCUAUCUAGUACAAAGGAAAUUUUUGAAAUCUCAUAUCCCCAGAUCAAGUUUGCCCAAGAGAACAAAGACAAAUUCCAUGUAUAUAGAAUCUUCAAUGCAGAUAAUCCUGAUAAAGUGAGAUUGGUCCGUAUACAGAACUUAGCAGAGAAAAUCAAUGCCAAGCAAGUCAGGCUAUGUUUGUUGAUAUAAAUUAGCAAGUGUUUGUUGAUAUAAAUCAGCGAUUGUUUGACAAACAUGUUCAGUAUUGUUGUGUAAAGAUGCCAUGUUUUUUGUAAAAUAAAUGAAUCAUUCUACAUAGUUACAUGCAUGAAAUUUUCAUAAGUAUCCUCAGCACAUAUAUAGUGUAGACUGAGUGUAAUUGUUGGUCAUAGUAUUGUUGUUAAGAUAUAUCUGUUAAUUUUUUUAUUAGCUCACCUGGCCCGAAGGGCCAAGUGAGCUUUUCCCAUCACUUUGCGUCCUGCGUCGUUGUCAACUUUUACAAAAAUCUUCUCCUCUGAAACUACUGGGCCAAAUCAAACCAAACUUGGCCACAAUCAUCAUAGGGGUAUCUAGUUCAAAAAAUGUGUGGCGUGACCCGGUCAACCAACCAAGAUGGCCGCCAGGGCUAAAAAUAGAACAUAGGGGUAAAAUGCAGUUUUUGGCUUAUAAAUCAAAAACCAAAACCUUUUGAGGAAAUUUGACAUGAGAUAAAAAUGUUUAUCAGGUCAAGAUCUAUCUGCCCUGAAAUUUUCAGAUGAAUCAGUCAAUUGGUUGUUGGGUUGCUGCUCCUGAAUUGGUAAUUUUAAGGAAAUUUUGCUGUUUUUGGUUUUUAUCUUGAAUAUUAUUAUAGAUAGAGAUAAACUGUAAACAGCAAUAAUGUUCAACAAAGUAUUAUCUACAAAUAAGUCAACAUGACCGAAAUUGUCAGUUGACCCGUUUAGGAGUUAUUGCCCUUUAUAGUCAAUUUUUAACCAUUUUUUCGUAAAUCUUAGUUAUCUUUACAAAAAUCUUCUCCUCUGAAACUACUGGGCCAAAUUAAUCCAAACUUGGCAACAAUCAUCUUUGGGGUAUCUAGUUUUAAAAAUGUGUGGCGUGACCAGGUCAACCAACCAAGAUGGCCACAAAGGCUAAAAAUAGAACAUAGGGGUAAAAUGCAGUUUUUGGCUUAUAACUCAAAACCAAAGCAUUUAGAGCAAUCUGACUUGGGGUGAAUUUGUUUAUCAGAUCAAUAUCUAUCUGCCCUGUAAUUGGAAGAUGAAUCUGACAACCUGUUGUUGGGUUGCUGCCCGUGAAUCGGUAAUUUUAAGGAAAUUUUGCUGUUUUUGGUUAUCAUCUUGAAUAUUAUUAUAGAUAAAGAUAAACUGUAAACAGCAAUAAUGUUCAGCAAAGUAGGAUCUAUAAAUAAGUCAACAUGACCAAAAUGGUCAAUUGACCCCCUAAGGAGUUAUUGUCCUUUAUAGUCAAUUUUUAACAAUUUUCAUAAAAUUUGUAAAUUUUUAAUUAACAUUUCCACUGAUACUACUGGGCCAAUUUCAUUAUAGAUAGAGAUAAUUGUAAGCAGCAAGACUGUUUAGUAAAGUAAGAUUUAAAAACACAUCACCAUCAACAAAACACAAUUUUGUCAUGAAUUCAUCUGCUUCCUUUGUUUAAUAUUCACAUAUACCAAGGUGAGCGACACAGGCUCUUUAGAGCCUCUAGUUUGAAUAAUUUAUGAUCAUCCUAGAUAUUUUUUCCUUAAAAAACUUGUUGAGACAGCUUCAAUGUCAUUUUCAGCUUAACUUACACAAGCAAGCAGUCAGGCUGUUGUUUACAAGAGGGUUUAGUCAUUAGUCAACUAGUUUCCUUCAACACUUGUUAAUUAUUAUUUUAUCAUUAAUGGAUAUUGAUUGAUAUGACUUUUAUGACUAUUCAAAAGAAUACAGGAAUAUAAGCAGCUAAUUUGUCACACUACAUAGAAUAAUAAAGUUUUUCUAAACAUACGAUUUUUUUUCAUCAAAAUCAAUGUUGUUACAUUAUCAUUUAUUAGAAACAUCUUUUUUUAUAUAUCUUUUUAAAGUUUGUUAAGUGCAUAUGUCACUCUAUACACUUUUAUAUUUAGUGUUUGUUGUAAAUAACUUUGUAUUCUCUGCCCACUGUCUUGCCUGCAAUGAGACAAAGAAAACCUAUAUGAUUUACACUAAAAUACGAUUUUAAUUUUUGUGAUAUUGAAAACUAAAUCCUGUUUAAUUUAUAUAAAAAAGUUCAAAAUGUGAGUUUAAAUUAUUGCGAUUAUAACCCUGUCACAAUUUGAGCAAAAAUAAAAACAUCGCAAUAAUUUCUGAAUUUACAGUAAAUAGAUCUUCAUAGCUUAAAAGAAUAUAUAUGCAUGAUAUAUAGAAUUCUACAUUUUUUUGAAACAUUUUAAAAUUCUAAAAUAAUAUUUAUGAUUGACAACCUCUGUUACCAAUUUUCAGUAAGUAGGGAAACUGUGUGACAUUUCUCCAUUUUGGACUACUAGCUUCAAAUUUGUUUCGCUUUCUGAGCUAGUGUCCAUGAUUCAGAAACACCAUAAGACCUGCAAGUGAAUUUUUAGUAGCAGAUUGAUAUCCAAUGAGCUAGAAUAAUGGCAGACAAAGGUAUGAAAAAACCUUUAGAUGCUGAUGCUUUUAGGAUUCAAUGGUUGGCAAUAUAGCUAGUUAUUUACCAACCUUAAACAUGGAACAGAAAGUUUUUGUUUGAAAUGAAAUAAUCAGGAAAUUUGGAAAACAAAAUUUAGUAAAGAAGAUCUGGCCAGGAGUCAGGACCAAUUUGAGGGCUGGUGAGGUAAAACAUGGAUCAGUUAAUUUUUAAUUGGCCUUUUGUGGUUUGUGAUUAUUCUGUGGUUGUAGUUGAUUUUUCUUUAAGAAACCUGAAUGAAAUUGGACAAAAAAUGUAACAGAAGGUUCUGAAUGAUCAAGAAAGUAUCAAGGUGAAAAGAUUUUUUUCUAGUAUUUUUUCAUGAUAAAUGCAAAUAGUGUUAUGCAACUAACAUAUGUUACCAAACCUUCAUAGUAUUUUAUUAAGCAUGAACAGAAGCUUCUUUGUGAUCAAGAUAUAGCAUCUUGAGAAAAGCUAACUUUUUGGUAUUUUUCCACAUUUUUCUGUCAGAUUACAUUACACAGAUAGAAGUAAUUGCAGGUGAGACACUUGGUCAUGUGAAACCCUUUUAUAUAUUUUGUAAUGACAUUAUGAAUUGUUGUUUAUUACUGUAAUGUUUAUUGAUGGAUACUUGUUUUGUUUAAUAAACGAAAUUUAUCAAUCUUUA
Molecule: messenger RNA, 12737 nt
Organism: Mytilus trossulus (common blue mussel)
Lineage: Eukaryota; Metazoa; Mollusca; Bivalvia; Mytilida; Mytilidae
Exons: 33
Coding region: 248-9664 (3138 amino acids)
Source: RefSeq, a predicted model, not a curated record